CAGUGCUUGCGCAGUCGCUGCCCGCCAUGACGCAGCCCUUGACGCCCUUCUACCCCAUCUUUGCUUCCAAGUCGGACGGCCACGACAUUAUCAACCAGAAGGGUUCGGUGGUGCGGAAUGGACCCACGCAGGAACAGCUCGACCGCUCGCCGAACGCUCAAGGACAAUGCGACUACUACCGCCUGAUCGAGAAGGACGAUCCCAAGCACAUCGACUGGAGGAAGAAGCUGGGCGGCAUGCUGUUGCGCGAAAUCGGUGGCAAACAGCACGAAGACAAGUGGCAGCAGUGCAUUCUGUGGGAGUUUCCAGAGAACUACAAACUCUAUGAGCACAUCAAGACCAAAGCAGACGGCCAGGCGAAGACAGUGAAGAAUCACUCCGGCGGCGGACACGACCGACAAGAUGCGUACCUCUACGGCUACCCCAAGGGUCCGCGCAAGCGCUUCAGGAGCCCUGUCGAGUUCUUCCCGCACUUGCUUUGGCUAUGCACCGACGAGACGAGCGACAUGCAGAACUGCACCUGCAAGAUGUGCUCGCCUAUGCAGCUUGAGGUCGAGAAACCUGCGGUGAAGGUCGAGGCCAAGCCUGAGAUCAAGAGAGAGAACAGCAGCAUGCAAGUCACUGGGCGCAAUCCUGUUGUUCAGAUACCUGCUCGUCGUGUCUCCAAUCCGCCGGCAGUCCAGAGCCCCGCCACGAAGCCAGCUACACCUGUUACUGCGCCCGCUGCACCUCAAAUCAGGGCGCCUACUCCUCUACAAUCUAUGCCGCUUCCAGAUCCUCGCUCUAUCGAUCAGCAAGUGGACAGUCUCUACCACAAGUUCAUAAGUCGGCAGGGCGAGGUAGUAUGGUACUACAGACCAAAGACAGGAGCGUGGGGACUGGGUGUAGUCAUUCGAAGGUGGUUCGAUAAGACUGCUGUUGGAGGCAAGGCCUACUUCAUACAGCCGCUGUCACACCCACACGACUCUUUGACCCCGGAGCUUGUUACAACAGAAAACGAGAUGAAGCCAUGGCUCGCCUGGUCUGCGCCAUCAUAUACCUACGCCUAUUUGCAACAACACCCGAACAUCCCUUACGAGAAAGUUGAUUGGCAAGGUCUCAUGGCUGGACGAUAUGGACAAGGCGGUGUUGCGGGCGUGGAUGGAUCAAUUAUGGCAGCUAAAGCCGUCGACACCACCUACACUCUUUUCGACUACCUCACGAAGACGGUCAACGAUGGUAUUCAAGAUGCACACUACAACGGCUUGUUUCUGGGCGCUGAGAAGAUCUGGAGAGGCGACGCUGUACGCUUACGGAUAGGCCGAGAUACAGAUGUCAUGGUCGUCACCGACAUCAUCGAACGAACCUCCCAACAAGCCACCGGGCAAGCGGCCUCAGCCGUACUUGUAGCUGGCGACAUCUACAGCUACGCCACACUUCCCGUCUCCAAUCCCGCUCAGCUACCUGACAUCCCUAAGAGCCCCAACCUCCCAACUCGCAUGCGCGAAGAUAUGACCUGGCGCAACCAUCUCCUCGUUCCCCACGCCCGCACAUUCGCCUACUGGAAACUCGCCGUUCCAGGUUCUCGCUUCGACAUCGCCGAGGUCAAGGGCCGAUGGUAUGAGACCGCUCUCGUCUUCGAGGAACCCUUCACCAAGUCCGUCAAAAACAACGAAGGCGGGAACGGGGUCUGGAUGAACUCACGUGGCGACGCUACACAGGUCGGUAGGAUGACUGGUGUUCCACAGCCACAGCGAUUACAAGCGUUUGGGCGGGCCGUCCCAGAGGGUACGCAGCUUGUAGAUGGUAUAGAUGCGCCUGAACAAGCACAAGCGCAGGCGCAAGAUGUCAAUAUGGGCAUGAGUGGUCACAGUGCGGAUGUGUUCACGGAUCUGAUGGAUUUCGAUCAUCUUGGGGAUACGGGUACGGGACCGGGUUUUGACUUCAAUUUCUAGGAGAGUGAACAACCCACAGGCGCUCCGGUGUUCGAAGAAGGAUGGGAAGAUGUGCUUCAUGACACAAGACUUCACGAUGCCUUAGUAAUACCAAUCAUCAAUAGCAUGGCAAAGGAGUUUUUGGAGUUCUGGCCUUUGGUAGAUGGGAAGCAUCGUUGGCGUAGCUACAUGAAUCAAAAAGUCGAGUGAGG
Messenger RNA from Macroventuria anomochaeta, 2125 nucleotides. RefSeq lists its product as uncharacterized. Gene Ontology annotation, biological process: silent mating-type cassette heterochromatin formation. The transcript is spliced from 2 exons. Lineage: Eukaryota; Fungi; Ascomycota; Dothideomycetes; Pleosporales; Didymellaceae. The record is from RefSeq and is a predicted model, not a curated record. Bases 27 to 1934 code for a protein of 635 amino acids. Gene Ontology annotation, cellular component: rDNA heterochromatin; SHREC complex.